Molecule: messenger RNA, 675 nt
Organism: Spinacia oleracea (spinach)
Lineage: Eukaryota; Viridiplantae; Streptophyta; Magnoliopsida; Caryophyllales; Amaranthaceae
Exons: 1
Coding region: 1-675 (224 amino acids)
Molecular function (GO): zinc ion binding; nucleic acid binding
Source: RefSeq, a predicted model, not a curated record
AUGGAGAAUCGUGACAAGGUUCUUGAUGAAAUCAAACCCACAUUUGAUAAGAAACCUGUGAUUUGCAAGCCAUGGCACAAGGAUAUUGUAGACUUCAAGGAUGAGGUUAAGGUGGUUCCUAUAUGGAUCCAUUUAAAGAAUCUGGAAUUAAAAUUCUGGGGGGUACGAAGUCUAAGUAAGAUUGUUGGGUCUAUUGGGAAAUUCUUACAAGCUGAUCAAGCAACAGUCCAUAGGGAUAAGUUGCAGUUUGCUAGGGUUCAAAUAGAGGUUGCAGUGAUUCAGAAUCUUCCUGAUAAGGUGCAAUUUCAAGAUGAGCAUGGUAAACUGAAAUGUAUCAAUAUAGGAUAUGAAUGGAAACCCAUUGUGUGUGAAAACUGUAAACUUCUGGGGCAUCUUGCUGAAGACUGUAGGAAGAAGAAAGGCAAAAAGAAGUGGGUGGAUAAGGUGGUGAGCGAAGAUGUAGUGGCUAAACCAACUGAUGAGUUUGUACAGGCAACUAGAACUGUGCAACAUAGAAAGGAGACUACAACACCUGUGAUGGUAACUAAUUCUUUCCAUGUAUUGGAUGUUCUGGGUGUUGCAGAGGAAACAGGGGAGAAAUCUGGUGUUUCAGGUAGUGGGAGAAACCAAGAAUCAAUUGAUGGAGGUGGAAUACCUCCUGAUAUUGAUGGAUAG